Stegostoma tigrinum is the source of this 1425-nucleotide messenger RNA. It is a transcript of the gene tekt1, whose product is annotated as tektin 1. Gene Ontology annotation, cellular component: microtubule cytoskeleton; nucleus. Lineage: Eukaryota; Metazoa; Chordata; Chondrichthyes; Orectolobiformes; Stegostomatidae. The coding region runs from base 42 to 1250 and encodes 402 amino acids. The record is from RefSeq and is a predicted model, not a curated record. The transcript has 7 exons. Gene Ontology annotation, biological process: cilium movement involved in cell motility; cilium assembly.
GAUUGAACCACUUGUUUGCAGGAGCUGGUAGCAGCGAGGCGAUGGCCAAACUGGUCCAGUCCAGAACCAAGUUCCUGCCCCAGGAGUGGCACCUAUCGAACAAGAGCCGCUACAACGAUGCCGAGGUACAGCGCUCCCGGUCUGAGCGCCUGGUCUUGGAGAGCGAGAGGCUGGUGGGAGAGAUCGAAAACAGCACCAGGAAAACCCAGCGAGACGUCAACAAGAAGCUCGAUCAAAGGAUUGAAGAGGUCACUUACUGGGAGAAAGAACUUAACACCAAGCUUGAGGAGCUCACAGAUGAGACAGAACUCUUGAUGGGUCAGAAGAUCCGCUUGGAGAAAGCUCUGGACAGUUACUGUGCCCUUCUCUGCAUCGCUCAGCAGUGCUUGCUCAAUCGAGAGAAGCGGGUUGGGAUUGAUUUGGUCCAUGACGAAGUGGAGAGGGAGCUGCUGAAAGAGGUGGAGGUGAUCCAGGGGAUCAUGGCUCUACUGAAACGCACCAUUGACCAAACAGAGGAGCAGCUCAGGUUAAAUCGUUCCGCUAAGUUUUAUUUGGAGAAAGAUUUGAAAGACAAGUCCGUCGCUCUGAAGCUGGACAAGUUCACUGCAAACCUGACCAACAACUCUCCAAGCAUUGUAUACUCGCCCAAUGUGGUCAGGAUCGAGGGAAACUCGGUCACGCCCCAGGAGUGGCAAGAUUUCACCAACAGAAAUAUCAUAAAUGCUGACAAACAGAAAACUAACUCGAUGGCUAUGCGUUCCCUGAUUGACGAUAUCUUAUCACAAACUACAGAUGACAUGCAUAAACAAGUGGAGGCUGUGAACCGUGCCUUUAAAUUCCGCAUUCAAGAAACAAGGGAUGCCAAAUGCAAACUAGAAAAGCAUUUGAGUAAGGUGCUGGAUGAGAUUUCCUCGCAGGAAAAGAACAUUGACCUGCUGAGAAAGGCCAUUAUGGACGAGGAAGGACCCAUGAUGGUGGCUCAGACACGGCUGGAUACACGGACUAAACGGCCGAACGUGGAGCUGGUCCGAGACCCAGCACAGUACCGGCUGGUCUCGGAGGUGAAGGAGAUCACAGACGAUGUCAGCAGGCUGCAGCAGACUCUGGCUCAGGCCGAAGCUGAGUUGCGAGGCCUGCGACGGAACCAGCUCUCCUUGGAGGAAGAGAUCGAAAUCAAGACCAACAGCUUGUAUAUCGAUGACGUUCAGUGUAUGAACCUGAGGAAUUCCAUCUCUGUCAAUCACUUCUAAUAAUACAGGAGCACAUCUCCAUGAGAUUGUCAGCACUGUCAGAGUGAGAAAUCUGAUUUAAUGUACCAUAAAGAGCAUUUUAUAAUUGUGAAGUUGCCCUUUAUUUGUAUUUCUUUCCCCGUCCUACUGUAUCUAUAUAUAAUUGUCAGAGUAACAAUAAAUCCUUUUAAAAUUA